CUGGCGACCCCUUAGAUGGACCUGCUGGUUGGGAAGCACCGUGAUAGAGACCAGUACAGCAGAGCCGUUUGCCACCUCGACUUAAUCCAUUCUUAUUUUUCCGCCAUUGUGAUUCGUUCUGUAAAAGCUUCAUAGUGAGUGAGCGUCAUUGUGAGUAGCUUCAGAAAUAAUAAUGGCCUUAUUGACACUCGUCUGUGUUAUUGUAAUCCACAACUGGAUUCAGCUUCUUUCUAUUUACCCCAACGUCUCUUCCCACUGGGACGUCAGGUCACAGGCGGUGACUGACACAGCCUACUCAGCCCUGUAGCUGAUGUCAGUCACAGCCUGACAGACUGACCACAGAGCAGCAUCACUGAUUCUUGUCUCUGCUAGACUUACUGCAUCAGAAUGAGAGCUAUAGCCAUGUCUUCCAGCUCAGCGAUGGUGCGCAUCCUGAUCAAGGGUGGCAAGGUGGUGAACGACGACUGCACCCAGGAGGCAGACGUCUACAUCGAGAACGGCAUCGUCCAGCAGGUUGGGAAGGAGCUGAUGAUUCCAGGUGGAGCCAAAGUGAUCGACGCCUCUGGAAAACUCGUCCUACCCGGCGGCAUCGACACCAGCGUCCACCUGGAGGAGACCUUCAUGAACGCGAGCACGGCGGACGACUUCUACAGCGGUACCAAGGCCGCUCUAGCCGGAGGUACAACAAUGGUGAUCGGACACAUUCUGCCAGAGAAGAAUGAGUCUUUGCUGGAAGCUUACGAGACGUGCCGCAGCUCGGCGGACUCCAAAACCUGCUGUGACUACGCUCUGCACGUGGGCGUUACUUGGUGGGGACCCGAGGUGCGAGCUGAGAUGGAGAAGCUGGUGAGAGAGAAAGGAGUGAAUUCCUUCCAGAUGUUCAUGGCCUAUAAGGAUACGUUCAUGCUGAGGGACAGCGAGCUCUUCCAGGCUCUGCAGCACUGUAAGGACAUCGGAGCUAUCGCAAGAGUCCAUGCUGAGAACGGGGAACUGGUGGCAGAGGGUGCAAAAGAAGCCUUGGACCUGGGCAUCAGUGGCCCAGAGGGGAUUGAAAUCAGUAGGCCUGAAGAGCUGGAAGCAGAGGCGACCCACAGGGCGAUAACCAUCGCCAACAGGGCCCACUGCCCGCUCUAUCUUGUCAACGUGUCCAGUAUGGCCGCAGGAGACGUGGUGGCUACUGCCAAGAUGCAGGGUAAGGUGGUCCACGGUGAGACGACCACAGCCCAUGCUGUGCUGAACGGCAUGCAGUAUUAUCAUCAGGACUGGGCCCAUGCCGCUGCCCAUGUCACCGUGCCUCCUCUCCGUCUGGAUCCAAGUACUCCCAAUUUCCUGAUGAGCCUGCUGGGAAAUGACACUCUGAACGUUGUGGGGUCCGACCACCGUCCGUUCACCAUCAAACAGAGAGCCAUGGGCAAGGAUGAUUUCACAAAGAUCCCCCACGGGCUUCCUGGCAUUCAGGACCGCAUGAGCGUCAUCUGGGAGAAAGGAGUGAUCGGAGGUAAGAUGGAUGAGAAUCGCUUUGUAGCAGUCACAAGCUCAAACGCAGCCAAGAUCUACAACCUCUACCCGAGGAAAGGGAGGAUCAUCGCAGGAGCAGAUGCUGAUAUAGUGGUCUGGGACCCCGAGGGAUCCAAGACCAUUUCUGUGGAUAACCAGGUCCAGGGAGGAGACGUGAACCUGUAUGAAGGCCUCCGUUGUCACGGCGUACCCCUGGUCACCAUCAGCCGUGGUCGUCUGGUCUAUGAAAAUGGCAUUUUCAUGUGUGCCGAGGGCUCUGGAAAGUUUUGCCCCCUGAGAACCUUCCCGGAUUACCUUUACAAGAAGAUGGUUCAGAGAGAAAAGUGUCAGGCCGUGAAAGCUGUCGAACGGGAGCCCUACACAGGUGAAGUUGUUACUGUUGCCAACUCGGCAAAGAGAGAUUUCGGGGCUUCGGAUCUGGACACUCCGACGCGCCCCUGCACCAGGCACGGCGGCGUGAGGGACCUCCACGAGUCCAGCUUUGCCCUGUCUGGUGCUCAGAUCGACGACAAAAUUCCAAAGAGAUCCUCGGCCAGGAUCCUCGCCCCGCCUGGAGGAAGAUCCAGCGGGAUCUGGUAACCGAUUACAUGAAGCGGAAGAUUGAUACCUGAGGGAAACACGUGGCCAAGCAAGAUGACUUGUUUUUUCUUUCUGGAAGCUUAGAAUGUGUGUGAGGGUCAUGAAGUUGUGUUUUUUUAAUUUUAAACUCAGCACAGUUACAUAGGACUGUAAAGCGUUAAACAGUAUGACAUUGUCGUGAUAAUAUGGAUCAAGGAAAAGUAUUGCUAGGUGGUUAUAGCUACCAAAUUUCAGUCAGAUGUUAACCAAAUAUAAGCAGCAAAUUAAAAAAAACAAAAAAAAAAACAAGUUACCGAUGAAUUACUUUGGCCGUUGGAUCACAUUAGGGGAAAUAUCUUACUUAUAGUUUUAGGAAUGUGACGGUGAGUCGUGGUUUUUAUGAUGCGAUUGUGUUACCUCACUGUAAAAUACGAUUUUGCACUUGUAUCAUGUACUAUUUAGAUGCCUUUUUACAUGAUUUAAUGUCACAAGUAUCACAAAUGUCUUUUUACGGCGAGCCACGGUGAAUGAAAUGUAAUAAAUUAUUACAAGGACGUCAGCGUGACAUUAGUAUGUCACGUUGCAAUUGACCAAUUGAGGAAAAAUAUAACCUUUUUGAUUGUGUUUUAUUUAUUUUUUAUAUUUCAUUAUUUGUGGUAUUUUCCGUUUGAUGCUACUGUGUCACAAUUACUUCCUAAAUAAGAAUUUGUUCAGUAGUUCUUUGUCGUCAGAUCAUGUUUACAGCCUUAUAGCAGAAUGGACUUCUGUUCCACCUCCCACCUCCCCCACCAAAUGUGAAUGAAUGCAAAUGCUGUGUGUACUGUGCACGGUUGCAUAGUUAGAACUCCUGUAUUAAGCACUGAUGUCGCUCACGUUACGCAUCCAUUUUUCCACACAGAGCAAAAAGUCUCACCCAAACUGCCUUUUUCUCACCUGAGAACACCGACACCCCCACAAACACAUCAUCGUCCCAUGCUGCAGGUGCUGUUCGCGACAUGCCGAACGCUGUCGUUUCUUCUAGAGUUGGCACUUUUUACUGCUUGGUCUGUUCCGACUGACACUUCCGAUGUAAACACACCACUGUGAAGCAUGUUAGAGAAGGUGAUCCUCUUUAGAGCUGAAGGUAAAACAGCAGACGUGUUAGUGAAUCGAUGCCAUUUUCUUUCAGGGGAUCAAACGCCAUCACGCUCGGCAUCAUAACCUGGAAGGCAUGCUUUGUUUAGAAACUUCAGAAAAGCACUGAUACUACUACUACCGUAUUUUUACAUUUGUUUUUAGUUACAGAAUAUUUCUUGUGAAUAAUUGUCUUAGUCAUUUUGAUCAUGUUUAGACCCAGUUAUGUUCAGGAGAUCAUCAUGUUACCAGUUAAAGUCCUACAUUAUUGUGUCUUUUGGACAGAUUUCACUUUAGAGGCUCCAGUGAAUCUUCUUAUUUCUUCCCCCCCGUCCCCAAACUUACACUGGUGCUGAACAAUGUGUCAUCACAUUGAAUUCCUUUUAUGUCUUAUUUCAUCUUGCAGCUCUUUAUCACAUGAUUUGAGUGCAAAUAAACCACAAUGAAAUCUCCA
This is a messenger RNA of Larimichthys crocea (large yellow croaker), 3643 nucleotides long. It is a transcript of the gene dpysl5a, whose product is annotated as dihydropyrimidinase like 5a. Gene Ontology annotation, molecular function: hydrolase activity, acting on carbon-nitrogen (but not peptide) bonds, in cyclic amides. Bases 388 to 2097 code for a protein of 569 amino acids. The transcript has 13 exons. NCBI's taxonomy places the organism in Eukaryota, Metazoa, Chordata, Actinopteri, Sciaenidae. The record is from RefSeq and is a predicted model, not a curated record. Gene Ontology annotation, cellular component: cytoplasm; cytosol.